GCAUGUUUACAUUUCCCCUUGCCUGCGGUCUCUUUAUCAGGCAAUGGGUUUGUUCUGCGCCUAGUAUAAAGUAAGCGAGCACGGGUUUUGCACACACACGUAGUGCACACAUGCAGCAUGCUCAGGAUGACACAGACAAGUACAGUAUUGAGCAUUUUCGUCUUGUUUCUUCACACCACUUUUGGGGAAAGUGGUUGCACCUCAGCAGAUGGUGAUGGGACUUUUGGAGAUGAUGAACCAGAUAAUUUUGACAUCAACUGCUUCAGCCAGCUGGAAUUUAAGGAUUCCUAUAGCAGCCUGACCUGCAAUUUUACUGAGAUGCCUCCUCACAACACUAACUACACCCUGGCCCUGUGUACCAAGGAAGACAGCAAUUACAUGUGCUUCGAUAUGGAGAAACAGGAAGAUGCGUAUUUCUUACAAUUCACUGAUAUACUUUCAAAUAAAGACAUUUGCAUGGACUCUGAGAUAAAGAGAAGAGUCUGCAGAAGUCUGGUUGUAACUGACAUUGUUAAGCCUGAAGUACCAUUUGAUAUAAAUAUCACAUACCAAAAGGAGGCGAAUGAGUAUCUUAUCCAUUAUAGUACACCACACUCAUGGAAGAAAUACUUAAAAGACAAAUUAAUACACCAAAUAGCCUAUCGGCAUGAAGAAGGUACUUGGAAGACAAUAGAGUCGCCAUACCUUCAGGUAAAAUUGCUGGGGAAAAACCUUGAAAACGAUGCAUCGUAUGAGGUGAAAAUACGUUCGGAGCCCAAUGGAGAUUAUUUUAAGGGCAUGUGGAGCGAAUGGAGCACUUCCAAGAGCUUCAGGACUGCAAGGGAGCAGCACUCCACAGAGAGCUGUAAGAGCAGAAACCGCUUUGGCCCACCUGAGCAGAGCAGAGCUCGGUGUUCCCCGCUCCCCGGCCAGCCUGGCAGCAAGA
This is a messenger RNA of Phaethon lepturus (White-tailed tropicbird), 925 nucleotides long. RefSeq names its product interleukin-7 receptor subunit alpha-like. The record is from RefSeq and is a predicted model, not a curated record. Gene Ontology annotation, cellular component: external side of plasma membrane; membrane. The annotation marks the transcript as partial. Gene Ontology annotation, biological process: cytokine-mediated signaling pathway; hemopoiesis; positive regulation of receptor signaling pathway via JAK-STAT. The transcript is spliced from 5 exons. Gene Ontology annotation, molecular function: protein binding; cytokine receptor activity. Lineage: Eukaryota; Metazoa; Chordata; Aves; Phaethontiformes; Phaethontidae.